UGAAGUCAUGAGGCCGCUCCGCUCACAGCCCUCAUGUGAGUCAUAUGAAAGCUCCAGCAUUGCUGACCUCUGGCAAAAAGGGAGCGAACGAGGACAGGAGAAGCAGAGGGGAAGAGGUUCAAGUGCGGGUUUUCUCCUUGAACCUAGAAGAUUAUGGGUCAAGAGCUGUGUACAAAGACUCUCCAGCCUGGAUGCAGCUGCCAUCGCUGUUGGGAGGGAGGCGAUGCACACAGCUGUCAGAGGACUGCGCCUGUGCCGGCGGAGGCUGCGAUCGAGCUAACAGACCUAAAAGAAGCAUCAUGUUCCAUGACUUCAUUUCACCCCAGGGGACUUCAGGCGGUCCGUGCCCGGAAGUACAAGAGUAAAAGGCCACGGAGUAACAGUGAUUCUUUUCAGGAAGAGGAUCUGAGGCAGGGUUUUCAGUGGCAAAGGAAGAACCUCCCUUUUGGGACAGCCUCAUCUUACUUGAACUUGGAGAAACUGGGUGAAGGUUCUUAUGCCACAGUUUACAAGGGGAUUAGCAGGAUAAAUGGACAACUAGUGGCUCUAAAAGUCAUUAGCAUGAAUGAAGAGGAAGGAGUCCCAUUUACAGCUAUUCGGGAAGCUUCUCUCCUGAAGGGUUUGAAACAUGCCAAUAUUGUGCUCCUGCACGACAUAAUCCAUACCAAAGAGACACUGACAUUUGUUUUUGAAUACAUGCACACAGACCUGGCCCAGUACAUGUCUCAGCACCCAGGAGGGCUUCAUCCUCACAAUGUCAGGCUUUUCAUGUUUCAACUUUUGCGGGGCCUGGCAUACAUCCACCACCAACACGUUCUUCACAGGGACCUGAAACCUCAGAACUUACUCAUCAGUCACCUGGGAGAGCUCAAACUGGCUGAUUUUGGUCUUGCUCGGGCAAAGUCUAUUCCCAGCCAGACAUACUCUUCAGAAGUUGUGACCCUCUGGUACCGCCCUCCUGAUGCCUUGCUGGGAGCCACUGAAUAUUCCUCUGAACUGGACAUAUGGGGUGCAGGCUGCAUCUUUAUUGAAAUGCUCCAGGGCCAACCUUUGUUUCCUGGGGUUUCCAACAUCCUUGAACAACUGGAGAAGAUCUGGGAGGUGUUAGGAGUCCCUACAGAGGAUACCUGGCCUGGAGUUUCCAAGCUACCUAACUACAAUCCAGAAUGGUUCUCACUUCCUAAGCCUCAAAGUCUUCAGAACAUCUGGAACAGGUUGGGCAGGGUUCCUGAAGCUGAAGAUCUGGCUUCCCAAAUGCUGAAAGGCUUUCCUAGAGACCGAGUUUCCGCCCAGGAAGCACUGGUUCAUGACUAUUUCAGUGCCCUGCCUUCUCAGCUGCACCAGCUUCCUGAUGAGGAGUCUUUGUUUACAGUUUCAGGAGUGAGGCUAAAGCCAGAAAUGUGUGACCUUUUGGUCUCCUACCGGAAAGGUCACCUCCCAACCCAGUUUAGCAAAUGCUGGUGAAAGAGAGGGCGACAUCACCAAUAUCCUUUCAGGGCCACAUUACUACUGUUUCCGUUUUAAUUUGCUUUGCCUUACUAAGAAGCUUCAAACCUAACUCCACCAUGGACCAGGGUUUUCAUACCAUCACCUGGGAUCUGGAAUAUUGUAAAUAUGAUGUCCAAGGCAACAGACAUGAUACUUGAAGAAAAAGCAAUGAAUGGUUAUUGCUCUUGUCAUACACCCAGAAUUUAACAGUGAUUAGCUCAAAAAUUAGACACAGACUUAAAGAGUCUAAGAAGAGGAUUUAUGAAUAAUUUCAUCUGUUUUGUUAUUUGAUAAAGAGAUCCCUAGGCCAGAAGGACUACAGGACAGAUGAAAGGCUAACAAUUAAAAGAAUCUGGAGACUGAGCGGGUGCUUACAGAGGCCUGUCCCUCCUGCGUUCACUUACAAUUUCCCCCCAACAAAAAGACUUCUGUGGCAAGGAGAGGAUUAGUCUAAAGUUUAGAAAAGUCUCAGAGAAGAUGGUUUCUUGGAUAAAGUUGUCAACAAAAGGA
Neofelis nebulosa (Clouded leopard) is the source of this 1998-nucleotide messenger RNA. It is a transcript of the gene CDK15, whose product is annotated as cyclin dependent kinase 15. Gene Ontology annotation, biological process: protein phosphorylation. Gene Ontology annotation, molecular function: cyclin-dependent protein serine/threonine kinase activity; cyclin binding; ATP binding. The transcript has 14 exons. Gene Ontology annotation, cellular component: cytoplasm; nucleus; cytosol. Bases 154 to 1464 code for a protein of 436 amino acids. NCBI's taxonomy places the organism in Eukaryota, Metazoa, Chordata, Mammalia, Carnivora, Felidae. The record is from RefSeq and is a predicted model, not a curated record.